Messenger RNA from Symbiodinium sp. CCMP2592, 10332 nucleotides. The record is from the annotation of a GenBank genome assembly. Lineage: Eukaryota; Dinophyceae; Suessiales; Symbiodiniaceae.
AUGACCGAGGAAGAGUUGUCCAUCCAAUAUUUUGACGUGCCUGCAAGUGUUCGAGCAGUCAGGUGCGCAGGUGCCGACGAGGAAAGAUGUGGUGGAAGCCAUGCAGCCCAGGGUUUGUUGGACUUUGGUGACCUCGUGAAGGUCCUAGCCCUUAACCCGCACGGGUACCCUAAGCUUCCCAAUCUUCAGCCGGUGACCACAGCUGUGUGCCAUGACCUAGCAUGGACAGAUGGGGAUGGAGAGUGGACAAUCUGUCAUGGCGAAUCUCUUGAUUUGCAAUGUGCUGCACCCGACAACGCCAGAAAGCCUUGCCCUGUCGAGUUGCCUGACCUUGCAGAGGCCAUCGAGGCAUUGGAUGCAGCCACAGCAGCCAGAAGUUUGUGUGCCGUGCAGCGUUCCAGCGGCGCGGCAGCGCACGCCGAACCGGUUGACAUCGAGGUUGUUGUGGACUCAGGGUCCGAUGCUUCUUGCUUGCCGAUGAGUUGGGGAACGAUCGGGCAAUCCGGCGGUGCCGACUCCCAGUGGUACCGCGAUGCCCAAGGAAACCGCAUAUCAGGCCGAGAGAUGCGCACGGCCACGAUUGAGAUUGCUGGGGUAAAGUUCCGUGAGCAUUGGCUGCUUUCGAGCGUUACCCAGCCUCUCUUUUGUGUUGGCAAGCUGAUGAAGCGAAACGGUUGGGACAUCAUCCAUGAUGCUGACAGGGUUCCACACCUUACGAGCCCUGACGCUAGAGUCCGCGUCCCACUGUUUUACAAGAACUACAGCUUGCAUGCAAAAGGUUUCAUCCGAGGAGUCACGGCCUCCGAGGCCGAUGGUGAGCCAGGCAUCAGAGCACUUGAGGUUUCAGGCCCAUGGCUUGAGUUGUCUGAGGAAUUUCAUGAAGUUGCUCCUCUUGUGUAUGCCCGGCGGGACUUCAGCGGUUGCUUCGUUGAUUGUUCAGUGGCAUUGUCAGUGCCUCACCUGAGCCUUGGAGUGCAGUACCGCACGACGCUUGUGCAGGACGGUUCGAGUUGGAAUGUCAUCGAGUUGAAUCAGGAUCUGUCUUUGCUUGAACAGCCCGAAGCCGAGUUCGAGCCGAAGCAAACGCGGCAUGUGAUCACAAUUGCGUCUUGUGACAAGAUCGAUGUUGAUGUGCUGUUUAAUCAAACUGCAACCGGCCCGCCAGAGGCCGAGCAGGAUGCAAACAUGUCCGAAGCAGGGCUUCCUGAGUUCCCUGCUGAGUCCCUUGAUGAAUUGCUUGAAGAUGCGCCGGCCGGAGGGAUUGGAGAGGUUGACCCAGGUGAAGCCCCCAUCGGUGCCGACGCAAGUGCAGCGCCAGACAACUCAGAGCCCGCCAGAGGCCACAUCGUUGUUGAUGGAGUUGAGCUGCAUGAAGGUUGCAAUCUUAAGACAUUGCGUGCUGCGUGCAAAGCUCUAGGCAUAGGCCAGAGUGGCGGCAAAGCCACGGUGUUGUCGAGGAUAGCCAGCCAUCUUGACAAGCUUAAGUUGCUGGAGCGUCACCAAGUCCAACAUGAUUCGAUUGCUUUGCAAAGCGAGCCGCGUCAGCAAGCCCCAGUAGCUUCUCCGACGCCCGAGCAAAUCAGAUUGCACUGCCUGAAUCACAUCCCGUACCAGCCGUGGUGUGAGCACUGCAUCAAGUUCCAGGAGUCUUUUGAGAAGGGAACGCAACUUGUCUCGGAUGCACUUGGGGGUAAAGCCCUGUCUACCCUCCAGAAAAGGUACGGGCAAUUAUCCAAGUACGUCACUUGGUGCAACGACACAGGAUGCAUAGGCUUCCCCCUUUCUUCGGAUCUUGUGCGGCAAUAUACCGAGUUUGCAGUGAAGACCAAAGGGCAUGGGUCAGUGUCCAGCAACCUUGAGUCUUUCAACUUUGCGAUCUAUGUCCUUGGUGUUUUCAAUAAUGAGCCUCUCCGGUCUGACCCGGUCCUGACAGGACGUGCUCGUCGCGAGAGAUUGAACAAGCCUCCCAGGAGGCAGGCUCGCUCGUUUCUCGUUGCAGAAGUGCUUCACCUCGAGGGUUUCCUUGCAUCCGAAUCCAAUGCACUUUUGGACCGAUUUGCCGCUGGUUGCAUGCUCUUCGCGAUCUUUGCCAGGGCGAGGUUAGGCGACUUGAAGUCCGUGUCAAGGUUCACGCUUGACCUUGCAGAGCCAUCUGCAGACUGCGCCGAAGGGUUUUUGGAGUGUUACUCUUAUAGCCAUAAGACUAAGUCUCUUAGCAAUGCGCUCGGCUUCAGGUUGCCUCUUGUGGCUCACGUUAAAGGACUUGGGCCUCGCAUCUGGGGGCUUGACUUCUUGGAGGUUGCACGGCAAGUGGAUCAAGACCUUCUUCAAAAGGACGAUGGUUCCGCGCUGUUGUGUGUGCCCACGUCUGUGGGCUCCUUGCUCAACCAUCCAAUCAAGAAUGAAGCCUUCGUGGUGUGGAUCAAUGGCAUCCUUAAGGAUCUCCCCUUCUUCGGAGGUCACUUCACCGGCCACACAGCAAAGUCUACCUUACUUCCUUGGUUGGCCAAAUGGGGCGGCUCUGAGGAUGACAGGGCCAUUCUUGGGCAUCACAUGCCUAAGAGCAAAAGCGUGGCCACUUACAGCAGAGAUCUUCAGGCUGGGCCUUUGAGAGUGCUGUGGUCUCUUCUAUGUGACGUUCGGUCUGGAGCUUUCCUUCCUGAUUGCACACGCUCUGGCCGCUUUGUCCGUCAAGUCGAUGAUCCAGGAGUGGAGCCGGCCCUUGAUGCUCUUCCUGGUUUCUCUGAUGGGGCCCUCAGCCCUGACCUCUGCCUCGGCGCCUUAGGUGAGGUCCAAGAGCCUGUGAGCAUGGGCAGCGAGGUUGGCCCUGAUGAGGAGUUGGCGUGGUACCGCAACCAAGAGCUGGAGGAUGCCGACGUCGAUGCUUUCAUCAACGCGAGCCGUGGCAGUGAGCUUGAGCCCCGGGGUCUCUCAGACCCUCCGCCCGAAACGGGGGCUUCUGAUGAUCCCCAUGCGGAGGGGGACCGAGAUGGCAGCGGUUCAGACUCUGAAUCGAGCUCGAGUUCCAGCUCUUCUUCGAGCUCUACAAGUGCUGAUGAAAAGGUCCAGGCAGCAAGCGACUUAGCAUGCAGAUUGAGGCAUCACGUCGUGGAGGGAUGCAAGCUUUACCAGCAUUGCAGGACAAAGACUGUGCAUCGCAUGCUUGAAAACUCGAGCGAUGAUAAGUUUGUCUGUGGCAGGCCUCUCACCAAAGACCAUCGCCCCUUCAGGACCUUGGUCAAGAUCACCGCUUGGGACUGCAAGCAAUGCGCUCAGAGAAAGCCGAUUAGCAACACCGGCGCCCUUGUCGGUGCGCUUGCGGCAUUUGAAGAACUUGCCACGGAAUGUGGCCUUUCAAGUGCACAGCUGCUGAUCCUGAAAGGGAAAGGUGUCUCGACGAUGUCGUCAUUGGCCUAUGCUGUCACCACCCCGGGUGUGCAGCCUACGGAGCUUGCCCUUCGUCAGCUUUUGGAUACUGCCACUCCUGAAGCUGUUUCAGUUGGUGCCUUAUCAUCCAUUCGACGCUGUGUGUUUGAGUGCCAGACUUGUGUUGUGCAGCAACUUAAGCUCUCAGUCGAAGGGCAUGAGGGGGACAAGAAGUACGACCUCCCGCCUGCUGAACGCACCAGCCGCAUUGCCGCUCAAAAGACCAGGCUUGUCGGUUUUGAGUUAACCGGCGCGAUGGAGUGCGCAUACUCCUGCUACACUCUUGUGGGCUCCAUGCUUGAAGCCGACUCGCCAAUUUACUUGGAGCCCCAUAGGUUCAUCACCAGGCAACAGGAGGUUUGCAGAGAAAAGCCCAAGCGUGAGAUCGUGCUCGAUGGGGGCACCAAGCUCACUGUUCGUGAUCAGCAGAGUCGUGAUCGUUGCCAGAUCACCAAUGAACUUCAGCUCUGGCAGGCUCUUACACGUCGGAGCUUAGCCUGUGACCUUAUGGGUGCCAUCAGCUUCCAGGUGCAAGAAUCUUGGCACCGCUUUCUGUUCGAUCGCAUGGCUCAGCCUCCCCCUCCGAGGUGCAGCAAAGUUUCCAUGGAGCAAUUGUUGAGGGCUGAUCGUCAGGCUUGGGUUCAGUUGGCUGAGACGGUUAAGACUCUUAAGAGGGAUAGUGCCGGCGUGUUGCCUCUUGAUGCUGCCUUCCCGGGUCUUCGCACUGACCCUGCUGUCCUGUUCAACCUCCUUCCUUUGAGGUCGCCUGAUCCUCCUCAGAAGACCCCGAAUCCGGAUAAGGGCAAUGGUAAGGGCCUUGAUAAAGGUAUCAAGAGGGACUCUGACGGCCAGCCUCGCAAAGAGUCCCAGCUUCCUGAUGCCCUCAAGAACAUUCCAAACCUUAAGAAGAAGACCUCGAAAGGCAAGCGACUUUGUUGGGCAUACAACAUCAAAGACAGGGGGUGCAGCCAUGCUGAGGCUGGCAAAGCUUGUCGCUUCGGUCUUCACUUGUGCAUGCGCUGCGAGAAGCCUCACCCCCAGUUCGAAUGCCCUGCAGCUUCUGUUGAUGCUUCUGCCGAGGUUAAACAUCCGGCCGAGGAAUUUUCGCUGGGUGUAUUGACAUCUGGCACCGCUCCUUCGCGCAAGGACGUUUUGCAUCUUUCCACACUUCUUCCCUUUGAUGCUCCUCAGCCUUCUCGGGAUUUAGGUAGUGCCGGUCAAUCGUGGACCACGGGUCUGUACACCAAAGGUGGUAUCACGGCCCUUCGAUCUAAUGUAAAAUCCUUUCCAUUUUCGUCUUCUCUGCUUUUUGCUUUCAUCAGAACCAUCAGUCCUUCCUUCGAGUGCACCAGUGCUGCUCUCUUUGUCGACACGCAGACAGCCCUGCAUCGCGACAGCUACAACGCGCACCUUCCCAAUCUGUUGAUUGGGGUCAACUCCUUCUCAGGUGGCCAACUUUGGCUCGAGGGAGAGGGACCUCAUCCAGUGACCGAUCCUUCAGGUGCCCAACUUCUUGGACAGCUACACGAGGUUGCCUCCGGAAAGCAACCCAAAGGCAAACGUGUUCCGCCUUUGGUCUCUGAGUACAAGUCCAUCAUCACGGAGCGAACUUAUGGUAUCGCGUGGACCCCAGAAGAGUUCGUCAAACAGGAGUCACCUGCCGACCUUGCCAGGGAACGCACUGCUACGUUGAGGAGGUGGAUGCUUACCUCCGAGGAGGCGGUCUCCCGUGCAGAUCCCUCCGACAUGCCCGACCACUGUGCCGCAGUUCUUGGUAAGAAAUCUAUGAAGGUCUUCAAAUCGCUCUUGACUGAGGCCGAGUACCCGGACACAACCUUGACCAAGGUUUCCGCUGCCUCGCUUACCGUUGAGGAUGUUCGUGCAGCCACUCCCCUUGCCAGGAAGGCCAUCCUUGCCUCUACCAAAGAAGGUUUCGACCGCGAGGAAUCGGACAUCCCCCCGGAUGCCAUAGCUGAAGAAGAGCGUGAUCUUGCGAUCUGGUUCGAGCGUGUUCGCAGUGAAAGCAAUCCUGCAGAUGACAGCCAUGAAGGCAAUCCAGCAGAGCAGGGAGUCGAGCAGCUCAGACAGUUGACCGGGUAUGCGCGGACUGAAGCGCACAGCCCCUUCGAGAUCAUCACCGGCAGACCAUAUCUUGGCAAGCUAGUGAAUUUCUGCGAAGUUGUGUAUGCCAGAGUGAAGUCUUCAAUCAAAGGGAAAGCGCGUUGGGUCCAGAUGAUUUCGCUUGGAAAGCUUGGAAUUUCAGAUCUGCAUUUUGGGGCCACGCAAGGAGGUUUUCUGAUUUCCAGCCGGAGUGUGCGGCGGUUGCCUAAGCAAUUUGACGCAAAUUUUCUUGAGUACGUUCACGACAUGCCUUGGACACAAGCCUCGUUCCUGGCGGGGCAGUCAGGGCAGUCUAGGCUCCAGAAGUCGAUUGCAGGCAAGAGUGAGGAGGCCAACGACCAAGCCAAGUUGCCAGAAGUCGUUGCCAAUGAUGGGCCGAGGCCCAUGCUGCGUCCCGAGCCUCUUGUGCCAGAUGAUACUGCUUUGUCUGCAUUUCUUCCGCCACCUCCAUUGCUGAUUUCGCCAGGGCCUCCGACCCCUUUGCGAGUGAAUCCUUCGCUUGGCCGAGCUACUGAGCCUGCCACACCGGCCGAUAUGCUUCCUGCAUUGUCACCUGUUCCGGAGUCUCCAGCGCCGAUGCUGGUUGAAGAGAGUGCAAGCGCUGGCGGGGAUGCGCCAAUACCACCUGCUGCUGCAAGCAGCAGCGAUGGAUCCGCCAGCACUGGCGGAACAGUUCGCCCGGCACCUGUGCAGGCCGAGCCACCGGCCAGAAAGCGACUGAGGCUAGAUGCUGUUCAGACAGAUGCAAGCGGAAAUCAGUUGUUUCAUCAAGAUGAAGAGGUUGUCCUUGAAGGUGAGGUAGCCGAAGAAUAUCUUGAAUGUGCUGAUGCAGCUGACUCGGUUGAGUAUGAAAGUGAAGCCGAGCUUGAAGUGCCAUCUUGUUUGAUUAGGCCAUUUUCUGAAAGUGAACCAAUUUGCAGCCCUGUAGAACUUGAUGAAAUAGAUGCUGUAGCAGAUGCAUUUGAGUUUCAGCGGCUGUCUGGAAUUGGGGUCAUAAGUGAAGUGCCUGAUCGACUUGAAGGCCAUAGAACGCUUACGACCAAAAGCGUGCGCACAUGGAGGCCGAAGGUCUACAAAGGAUCGAAAGUUUGGCUGAGGCGUUCGCGCCUCGUGGCGCGGGAGUAUGCACACUUAGAUCCCGAUAGGCCUGGGUUGUUUUGCCCAACAACGAACCAGAUUAUGCUGCGUGUGAUUCCAGCGCUCUUUCUGAGACGCCGUGAGGAAGGCUGGUCGAUGCUAGCGCUCGAUGUGAGCGAUGCUUUUCUCCAGUGCAGCCAGCAGCACCCGACGGUCACCCGCAUACGUGAUAAGUGGUUCAAGUUGUGGCGGAUGCUCCCCGGACAACGGGACGGAAGUGUGACAUGGUACAAUGAUUUCACAAAUGAAAUGAAAGUCGCUGUCGGAGUUGAAUUGCUUCCCGAAAGCCCCGCAUUGUUCAGACUGCCCAGUGGAGCAGGCGGAGGCUAUGUGCAUGUGGACGACAUGCUGGCUGCCGGCCAGACUGAACGGCGCCACAUCCUUGUAAGCCCCACUUUGCUAGUGAUAGAGCCUGACAUCAAAUACCUUGAUCGCCUCAUGCAAGUCACCGGGUUAGCAAAUGCAAAAGAAAGGUACAAAGCAGCUCCGUUUCCGACUGGAGGUCUGCCCACUGAGCUCGCAUCUGAUCGUGAGUUAGAUGCAGCCACUGCCAGCCGGUAUCGUUCAGGUGUCGGUAUCCUCGCUUAUAUGUCCUCAGACCUUGUGGCGUGUCAAUUUGCGAUUAGAUACCUGACUACCUAUUCUCACUCGCCUACUGAAGGAUCAUGGAAGUUGUUGCGGCAUGUUGCAUCGUACAUCAAUUGCCAUCGCAACCAUGUGAUCGGGCUCUCGAAGCCUGUGUCCGGCAAGGGCCUCGUGUGCGACAGGUCCCGCGAGGAGAAUACGACCGUGCUUGAAGUUUGUUCAGACUCCGACUGGAGCGGUUGCAAAAGAACAAGGAAGUCCGUGAGCUCUUGUGCGAUUCUCUGGGACAACAUGCUGCUAUAUGCGCAUAGCAAAACCCAGAAGACCAUCAGCUUGAGCAGUGCAGAAUCGGAAUACAAUUCCCUUGUGUCCGCUGCGGCAGAAGGUAUUUUCUUGUCAGCAUGCAUCCGAUUCCUCCUUCCUGAUUACACGCUUGAACAGAUUUGCCUUGUAGACAACUCGGCAUGUCGAGCCCUGGCGUGCCGACAAGGAGUUGGGAAAAUGCGCCACAUCAGUGGUAAACUUCUUUGGCUUCAGCAGAUGACUAAGGACAAUGUGCUGUCCGUAGGGCCGAUCCCUACAGCUGAAAAUGUGUCAGACCUCGGCACAAAGCCGCUGAAGGCAGAGCGGAUUGAAAAGCUGCUAGGCAUGAUUGGAAUUAGAUGUGCAGACAGCAACUAUGGUGUUAUCGGGGAGUCCUAUCUCCUCUCAGCGAGGGACAAACUGCAUGUGUCCAGAGUUGUUAAACAAGGAGCGCUUAGCACCCAGCAAAUCAUCCAAGUUCUAGCCAUGCUUCUCCAAGUUGAUCGCGUCGCAAGUGCAAACGAUGAGCCCAAUACGCAAAAUGCCGAGGACGCCUUGAGCCAGGACGACGACAAUCUUGGAGUGUUUGCACAGAUUCUUGAAUGGUUUGUGUACAUGUGUUACCUUGUGCGCGAUUUUGCACUUGAGUAUCCAACUGGGAUUAUGCUGAUCAUACAACUGCUGAUCUUGAUCAUGUUGUGCUGUACACUGCUGAGUCGCAAUCGCGUUGCAGUGUUGAGGCAGCAAGCUGACAGUGAGGAAAGCAGUCUGUGCCGGCUACUGUCCAUUAGCAGCUGCCUUCUGCAGAAUCGCAUAGAGGAAACUGAGGCCACUAGCAUGGCCCUCCCGGAAGACAUUGAUCUUCUGGAAGAUGAUGUCCAGGAGGCCAGUGUGGAGAAGCUUUCUCAUGAGGCGGUGCCUUUUCCUGUCAGGGAAUCUGUUGAAGAGGCAUCCUCUUCGCGCGACUGUGCGCAUCGUGCAAAGAAGGCCAGAGCAAGCGUCACCCUGGGAGCCUGCUUUCGGGAUGUUGUCAAUUUCAACCUUGUGGAAACUGACGCUGCGCUUGAAGAAGUCAAAUGGACCAGAGCUUUAGAAAUGUGGCUAUUCGUGAUCAUGGAGGACUCCAGCUGUUCUGCGAUAGGAUCACGGAUUAGCCGCAAAAACGGAGCUGAUGCCAUGAAGUGCCUUCGUGAACUCUUCGGGAAGAAAGCAUCCAGUACCGUCGCAAAGCGUGGGAGUGCAAUGCAGAAGUUCGUUGUGUGGGUACACAAAGCUUGCCCAGGCGAGUGUGCCCUGCCUAUCACUUCAAAGCGUGUCGAUGAUUACAUCGAGCAACUACAGGAAGCUAAGGUCCGACCUGGAUCUUUCACAAGCUUUACUGAAGCUGUCAAUUUCUCAGUGCAUGUCGUUGGCUUGCCUUUCGAUUGUGACGGAUCUCUGAGGAACCCUUUCUCAGGAAAGCAGUUGUUCAGUCCUUGGGCUCGUGGGGCUGUUGCGCUGGAGAUACAGAAGAAAGCAGAGAGGAGGCAGAGCGCUGUCCUAACCACUGACAGCGUUCUUUACCUUGAGGCUUUCUUGAGCGACGAGGAUGAAGAUUUAGUCGACCGUUACGCUGCAGGAUGCAUGCUCUUCGGUUUGUUCAGCCGUAGUCGCAUUAGUGAUCUCAGAAAGGUCAAGGAUUGGAUUUUGGAUUUUGAUUGUUUGCAAAGCCACGGGCAAGGUUUCCUUGAGUGCAGCACUCGCAGUCACAAGACUGAGAAGGACGUCGCGGCCAUUGGUCUUGCCAUGCCCCUUGUUGCACCGGCUGUCGGCCUAGGUAAGGUGAGCUGGGCUGUUACAUUCAGCAAGGUUGCUUCUGCAGUAGGUUUGGGAUUCGUAGGUCGGCCUGAGGGGCCUUUGCUGCCCGCUCCGGACGUUACCGGAGGAUGGUUGUCCAGGUCGGUGACCACCUCCGAAGCUGGGGCUUGGCUCUGCAAGAUUCUUGAUAAGGGAGGGCAGCCAUCCCAAGGGAUCACAGGUCACAGCUUGAAAAGCACUACACUGACCUGGGCCUGUAAGUUUGGUUUCGAUAAGUAUUCCCGGUUACAACUUGGACACCAUGCCACUGGCGAAGGAACAUUGCACACCUAUGGCCGAGAUUACUUGGCGCCUGCCCUCAGGCGCUAUGAUGAAAUGUUGGCUGCAAUCAGAAACGGAACAUUCUUCCCGGACCUUACGCGCUCGGGUCGCGUGCGAGGCACUGCACAGGUUCCGAAGGUGGAGGUCUCUGAUGAUGAAGUGCCUGAUCCCGGGUUGACCAGCUUCGCUUCAGAAGGUUCUUUUGAGGCCAUUGGUGUAGCAUCCGCCGGAGAGAAGAGUGAUGAAGAUCAGGUUGCAGCACCCGCUGACCAUGAGCUGUCCUCCUCGGACAGCAGUAGCUCGCAGGACGAAGUCGUUGCAGGCAGGGACCACCCCGACUUGGACAACGACGAGAUGGCGUGUGCAGUCGCCCGUCCCAAGCCAAGUUGGGAACCUGGAUAUGUCAUGUACAAACAUGUUAGGACACAGGUCGUUCAUCUUUGCGCACAAGGCAGUUCGACCGGAGUUUUUGCGUGUGGGCGGAAGGUGACGUCCGAUUUCAAGGAGGUCGCCCAAACUAAAUUUUUGUCGUUUCGGAAGUGCAAGACCUGUGAAGGGGCAAAGCCGCUCCGCGAUCCAGGAGCAUUGGCCGAGGCCGUUAACGCUAUGAUGCAGCGAAAGUCGGCUGCAGAGAGUUUGUGA